AUGAGGCAACGGAAUGUAGAAGAGAAGGAUAAGACUGGAAGUAAAACAUUUGAGAGCUUGAGUUGCAAGUCAGGUUUGCUGCUGUCUAUUGCGUGCUGUAUCGCACUUAUUCACGUAGAACUCCGAAUACAAGAACAUGAUCGCUUAUUUUCUCACUCAGUGGCACUUUGUGGUCAGAUGGAAACACAAAUCCUUAGAGCUCAACAGAAAAAUGGAAGAUGGAAAAUCACCGAAAGCAGCCCUUCAGAUUUGGGUCAGGAAACGGAAGGUGAGUACUGAGAAUUUUAAAAGCGGAAAUAGCUAAGCUCUUUGACAAGACCAAGGCCUCUUACCUCUCCUAGUGCAAAUAUCACUGGUUAAUAAAACACUGAUAAUAGUCACACGUAAUCGAGAAAAUGAUCACCGAAGGAAAAUAAAAAAGCCUUGGAUUUGAAAAAAAUAUUUAUUGUUGGUACCAUAAAAAGGCAAAAUUCGUUGUUCAAAACUAAAGUUUAAGGAGAUGACCGUUUAAAUAACGUUUACUGUUUACCUUGAGCGAUUUCUUUACGAUAUAUUAUUUAUGUUCUACAAUCUUUGAUAAAUGGCUUUUAUUUUUGAGGUCAAAAAACCAAAUCAAGAAAAAGACGUGCUUUACCCAGUGACUCACAAGCGAAACCGGCAAAAACAGCCUCUGAUGUAAAACAGCUGAUCAAAGAAGAAUUUCGUUUGCUGCAAAAUCAAAUUUGUACCAAAGAUGAAAAGCUUUGUCGACCAGGACCAAAAGGUAACACAGGAAGGCGGGGGAGACGAGGACCCCAAGGCAUACCAGGUCCCCGAGGGACAACCGGACCAGCAGGACCUCCCGGCAAACAUGGACCAGUAGGACCACAAGGACCAAUCGGCAAGGACGGAGUUCGCGGAAUGCAGGGUCCCGCGGGACCCCCCGGUCCCAGAGGUCCGCCGGGUAAGAAAGGCGCACCGGGACAAUCUAUCUCGGCUCCCUCCCUGUUACAACAGCCUGUUGAAACGACAGUCAAUGAAAGCCAGACAGCCAUCUUGAAAUGUACAGCGGUUGGCAAUCCUCCUCCCAAGGUCACGUGGUCUAAGGUGAAUUCAUCACUUCCUGUCGGUCGUCACGUAGUAGAGUCCAGCGGCGCUCUGAUUCUUCAGGAUGUUACACCUGGAGACAAAGGCCAGUACACCUGCAAAGCUAAAAAUUUGCUGGGAAGCAUCAACGCAACAGCGAAGCUAACAGUGCAGUGUAAGUUCCAACUUUUUUAUUUAAGGCUUUAAGCAAUGAUGUUUAUUUCUCCGUAACACAUUUUCUAUUUCUUGUCAGUUCCUCCCUCUAUUGUACUGUCAUCACAUCGCCUGAUGGUUGAAGAGAAACAAAACCUCACCAUCGCCUGCACUGCUACUGGUCAGCCGAAACCCAAAAUCACGUGGUCCAAGUCAGUUAACAAACUGCCCAAAGACAGAAACAAAGUGAUGAAUGGAGCCCUCACAAUCUAUCAUGCAGUAAAAAAGGACGGUGGAACAUACAUUUGCAAAGCAGACAAUAUUCUUAGUUCAGCAACAGAUACGGCUCAACUCAUAGUUUUCUCGCCUCUACGGUUUAAAGUCAAACCUCCUAAAGAAGUGACCCCUGCAAUUGGAUACACUGUCCAUCUACCUUGUAUGGCCGAGAGUGACCUGAGACCUGUAAUUUCUUGGUCAAAGGAUGGCUCUAUACUUCCUGUUGGUUCGAGGAUUCUUAAAAAUAACACUCUUGUACUAAACAACAUCAAAAAAUCACACAGAGGAUCUUAUACCUGCAGAGCAACUAAUGCCCUCAAAACGAUAGAAACAGAAGUUAAAAUCAAUUUUCCAGUGAGGGCUACUUCCUGUUCUGUUAUUAAAAAGAACGUCAGCAGUGUGAGCGGAAAUUACGUCAUUGAUCCAGAUGGCGAAGGAGGUCUGGCGCCAUUUACAGUUUAUUGUGACAUGACAACUAAAAAUGGAAUUGGCGUGACAGUCAUCAGUCACGACAGCGAAAGGAGAACAUCAGUGAAAGGAUAUGAAUCUCCGGGUACUUAUUUACGAGAUGUACGUUACGCAAAAGUGAGCCUCUCUCAGCUGGCAAGUCUCACCAGAGUCUCAUCGCAUUGUGAACAGUUUAUCAAGUACGAGUGUUACGGUUCACUUUUGCUUAACAAUAAAUAUGGAUGGUGGGUGUCACGUGAUUCUACUAAGAUGACGUACUGGGGAGGAGCAUCUGGCAAUGGUAAGUGCGCAUGCGGGAUGAAUAACUCGUGUGCAAAUCCCAGUAAUGGCUGUAACUGUGACAAUAAUGACAAUGUAUGGCGUGAAGACAGCGGUCUCCUUACUGAUAAGACCAAGCUUCCUGUAAUACAACUCAGGUUUGGGGAUACUGGUGACAGCAAAGAACAAGGUUACCACACACUCGGAAAACUUAAGUGCUUUGGAACAGCAUAA
Porites lobata is the source of this 2454-nucleotide messenger RNA. The record is from the annotation of a GenBank genome assembly. NCBI's taxonomy places the organism in Eukaryota, Metazoa, Cnidaria, Anthozoa, Scleractinia, Poritidae.